GAGAAGCACGCAAUGGAAGCAUACAAGAUAGACAAGGAAGGAAUGUGGUAGAGAAUCCAAAGUUUGAAGCCCAACUUUGGUACAAGGGUGUGUCUCACAAGUUUCACACUAUGGCACAUAAAGUAGCCAACUCUCUAGAGUGUCAUCUGAUAUUAGAAAAUGCACUUGAUUGCGUUGGUCCACAACUAGAUGAGAAACUUGAUGCAACUAUGAAUGCUACGAAAAAGCCAUGUGAUGACCAAGAAAAUGUUGACCCAAAUGUGCAACUAACUAGUGAGUUUCUUAGUGCAGCAAAGCUCAAGAAAAAAGAGGUUGCAUCAAAAAAUUUGAGGAGAAAGAAAGGCUGGCUUGAUAAGUUACUCAAGGGGAAGCGCAAGCCAACUAAAGUUGCCUCGUCAAAAAAAAGGGAGCAAAGCAGCAAAAGAAAAAUGAUGGUGGACAGCCUCAAGUGAGAGUGGAGAAGGAUGAUGGUGGACAGCCUCAAGUGAGAGUGGAGAAGGAUGAUGGCGAUAAAAGAGCAAAUG
Messenger RNA from Triticum aestivum (bread wheat), 524 nucleotides. RefSeq lists its product as uncharacterized. The record is from RefSeq and is a predicted model, not a curated record. The transcript is spliced from 2 exons. Lineage: Eukaryota; Viridiplantae; Streptophyta; Magnoliopsida; Poales; Poaceae. Bases 111 to 452 code for a protein of 113 amino acids.